Molecule: messenger RNA, 934 nt
Organism: Acyrthosiphon pisum (pea aphid)
Lineage: Eukaryota; Metazoa; Arthropoda; Insecta; Hemiptera; Aphididae
Gene: Tmem41a
Product: transmembrane protein 41A
Exons: 6
Coding region: 181-924 (247 amino acids)
Source: RefSeq, a predicted model, not a curated record
UUCGCAUCUCGCUGUUAUCACUUUUCGUCGGCGCUUCGUUUAAAAUGAAAUCGAUUUGGAAAUUUGGAAUUAAGUAUUUGUUUGUUACUCGAAAGUUGAAUUUAAUACAAUAUUGAAACAGAUAGAAGAGGGAAAUUAUUAAAUAACGCAUAGGUAUCAGUAAUCAGUCGUAACGAACGUAUGGCGUUCCCCCGGGUGCUACUGGUGGUCCCGCUGUUUGCCACUUCCAUUCUCGGGUUGUACUUUCUAGUCCAAAAUGCUCCACCCACUGAUAAUCAAUGCCGCAUCAAAAUGGCGAUUCCCAAGAGCAUGGCUGAAAUAAUGGAACUCAAUUUGUGUCUUAGGAAGCAUUACGACAACAACUACUUAUAUAUGCUUACAUUGUUCAGUACUGUUUACAUUAUAAAACAGGCCUUUUGCAUACCAGGCUCUGUCAUACUGAAUUUGAUUGCGGGCUCGUUGUUUGGCUCUGUUUUUGGACUCUUUCUGGUGUGCACACUAUCCAGUAUAGGUGUCUCUGCAUGUUACCUUCUGUCUAAAGUGUGUGGCAUCGAGACGUUUCUAAUGAAUUAUUUCCCCAGUGCGUUGACCUCAUCGAAAACUACUGUGGGAAAUUUGGUUAAAAACAACGAACACCAACUUUGGUACUUGCUACUAGUCUUGCGCAUCAUACCAAUUACUCCAAAUUGGCUGUUGAACCUGCUCGCACCAGUGUUCAGCAUUCCCCUCUGGACAUUUAUGUAUACAACGUUUUUCGGGCUGAUGCCAUACAAUUACAUAUGCUGCCAGAGUGGAGAAACGUUGUCGAGUAUCAAUUCGUUAGAAGAAAUAUUUACGUUGAAAACAACAUUACAGUUAACGUCCAUCGCCGUGGUUAUGGUGGUUGUAAAGGUUGCCUCAAAGUUCUGUAAAAUAAACACCUAAUUGUUAUUUA